Molecule: messenger RNA, 345 nt
Organism: Trichobilharzia szidati
Lineage: Eukaryota; Metazoa; Platyhelminthes; Trematoda; Strigeidida; Schistosomatidae
Source: the annotation of a GenBank genome assembly
AUGUUGAGCAAAGGUCAAGUUGAGGGUCAACCGGCUAGUAGUGUUGCUCUUCCUGAUUUAAGAUGGGAUGCUGAACUUGCACACUAUGCUGCACGCCUCGCCCAGACAUGUAAUCCCUGUUAUGAUACUAGUCAAAUUCCGAAGAAGAAAGGGGAAUAUGUUAGACAAAAUAUUGCUCCAGUUGAUACAGUGGAAGAAGCUGUAGAUUAUUGGUGGAAUCGACACUUGGACUAUGAUUAUGCGACAAAAAAUUGUUCCGAUGGGAGAAAAUGCAGACAUUACCUCAAGGUGAAAUUAUCGAAAAUUUUGAUUUUUGAAUUUUUGAGUCACACUCAUUUUUAUUAA